CACCGGUGUUGGGGACUGGAGCGCGGCGGGUCCGAGUCGGCCUUCCAGGAGCCUUGGAGACCCGAGGCGGGGGCCGCGACGAGGGCACGAGCGGAGGGCCGCUAGGCGCACGCCGUGGUCGCGAGCGACGGUCGCGCCCCCCGAGCCUCGGUUUCUCCGGGUGUAGCCUGGGCCGCCCUGCGGGCUGUGGGGCGGUGCCCCGCGUCACGUGCUCUCCGACCCCCGGGCGGCAGGGGAGACGGUGUCCUGGGCGUCUGUGCCCUAGUCGGACGGAGAGACUGAGGCCCGGAGCCGGGACGUCCGCGUAUCCGUCGCUUUCUGCGCGUCCCCAAGUACAGGUUCUGAUGGCGACCGCGGCGCUGACGGACCCGGCGCAGGUGAGAGAGGAAGCUUAAGACCCCCUCCCCCGCCAGCCACCUAGAUCCCUCCGGGAGGGACCCGAAUCUCGGCUCAGGGAGGGACUUUACCCGGACGUCUUGUCUCCCCUCUCGGUUCGUCCUAGGCCCCGGGGUUCACGCCAGUGGAGCGUGCACGUGUGAGAUCCCCGCUUCGGGCAGCCAAGGGAGUGAGCUGUAGAAGGAAGUUCCAAGCGGAGGGUCCCGCACGUGCAAAAGCUGGGAGGGGAGACGGAGCCUAGGUGCUUCGGGAACCGAGCUUCCGGACGUGAGCACGGGAGAGAAAUGGCAGGCUGAGGAGUUGUGUCGGGAGCCGUGGGAGGAUUCGAACAGAGACUGGACGUGCUUUAAGUUAGGGUUUUUAAAAGUAUCCCACGGUUUGCUUGGCGGAGAAAUGACGCAGAGCGGGGGUGGCCGUGUGCAGGGGCCGGGCGCUGUCACAGCCCGGGUGGCCGAAGACGGCACCUGCGGCACACUGGGACUGGGCCAGUGGAGAUGGGGAAAGUGGUUGGAUUCUGGAGAGAUCUGAUGUCUCAGGUGCGGCGUGGGAGCGAGUGGCCCGAGUGGAGCACAGUCCCAAGGUUUUUGGCCUGAGCACCCAGAAGAACAGAACUGCUGAAUUUGAAGGGAAAGCAGGCUUCAGAGUAAGAUCAGGGAAUCUGUGCUGUCCCGGAGUGGAGGGCCUGAUGGCCUUCGAGGAUGUGGCCGUGUACUUCUCCCACGAGGAGUGGGAGCUCCUGGACACAGCCCAGAGGGCCUUGUACUGCCACGUGAUGCUGGAGAACUUCGCACUUGUGGCCUCGCUGGGACUCUCUGCCUCACGACCCCGGGUAGUCGUCCAGCUUGAGCGUGGAGAGGAGCCCUGGGUUCUCGGUGGGACAGCUGCAACACCAGCCAGGACUGCUCACAGGAAGCCCAGCCCUGCGCCUCCUGGAGGCUCUGGCCUUGGCUUGCCCACCAAGGGGGAGCUCCCGUGGGACCCCAUUCCAGGCACCGGGGCACAGCCUUUACCAGGACGCUCCUGGUCCUGCUUUCAUGGAGGUUCCCGUCAUCUGGCAUACGACAGGGUUGUUCCAGGAGAAGCAGAACUGCCAGGGGCCUUCCAUGAUGGCUCCCCUCCAGCACCUCCGAGGAUCCUCCCCUUCGCUGGCAUCUGUGAGCGUGGGAAAAGCCUGGACGGCUGGUGGGGCACCUCCCCCUCUCAGGAGAAAAAACCCACAGGGGUGUCUGUAAUCUACUGGGAACGGCUCCUGCUAGGUCCUGGCAGUGGGGAGGCCAGUGUCAGUCUGCGGCUGACCUCCCCACUGAGGAUGGCCGAGGACAACCCACCUAGGGAGAAGGCCUUUGUGACCCGCCCCAUGCCAGGCAAGCAGCUAAGGGCAUGUGGGGGCCAGAAGCCAUAUGGGCGGGAGGCACCUGGAAGCGCUUUCCCCAAAAUUCCAGAAUUUGAGUCUGGUCUCACCUCCGGGGAAGGAGGAAAGAGUCCAGCUAGCCACAAGCCUCAUGGACUCCCCGCUGGCCAGGAGCCCCCAGCCUGGGAUCAGCUGGGCAAGGCCCUCCACACAGGCCCUGGCCUCCUUCCCGGGGAGAAGCCCUUCGAAUGCAGGGCGUGCAACAAAGUGUUCGUGAAGAGCUCGGACCUGCUCAAGCACCUGCGCACGCACACCGGAGAGCGGCCGUAUGAAUGCGCGCAGUGCGGCAAGGCCUUCAGCCAGACGUCGCACCUGACGCAGCACCAGCGCAUCCACAGCGGUGAGACGCCCUACGCGUGCCCGGCCUGUGGCAAGGCCUUCCGCCAUAGCUCCUCGCUGGUGAGGCACCAGCGCAUACACACAGCCGAGAAGUCCUUCCGCUGCAGUGAGUGUGGCAAGGCCUUCAGCCACGGCUCCAACCUCAGCCAGCACCGCAAGAUCCACGCAGGCGGGCGGCCCUACGCGUGUGCCCAGUGUGGCCGCCGUUUCUGCCGCAACUCACACCUCAUUCAGCAUGAGCGCAUGCACACGGGUGAGAAGCCUUAUACUUGUGCCCUUUGCGGUGCCGCCUUCAGCCAGGGUUCCUCACUCUCCAAUCACCAGCGUGUGCACACAGGCGAGAAGCCGUUCGCCUGCGCACAGUGUGGCCGCGCCUUCAGCCACAGCUCUAACCUCACGCAGCAUCAGCUGCUGCACACGGGCGAGCGGCCCUUCCGCUGCGGGGACUGCGGGAAGGCUUUUGCCAAGGGCGCGGUGUUGCUCAGCCACCGACGCAUCCACACCGGUGAGAAGCCCUUUGUGUGCGCACAUUGUGGCCGCGCCUUCCGCGAGCGCCCGGCCCUCUUCCACCACCAGAGGAUCCACACGGGAGAGAAACCUGUGCGCAGACCCCGGCGUGGGGCAGGCCUGACCCCCCAGGCCAGGCCUUCUUCGGUGGUGUCAUCAGAGGGCUCACUGGGGAGGGAAGCGGGGUCCACUCCUGCCUCAGGUCCAGCCACAGUUUCGAAGCCUGCUGAAGCCUGAGUUCACAGCUCCAACCUUCCCUGGCUUGUCGUAAAACACCUGCGUUCCCUGCAUAUCCACGUUUUGGAGAAGACCGGUGUGUGCACUGUGGUUCCAUGUGCACGUGGUGACGAUAUUUGCCAUUUCAGCCACGGCUCACUCCAACCCUAAGUGGUCAGGCUGCAGAAAUAGCAGGGGGAUAUUCUCCCCAUUUGGAUGCUGGGACUUUGGCAAGGCAGAGACUUGGCAAUAGACUGGCGUUUCAUGCCUAUGAUGACUGUGGGUGCCCAGGUGAGGAGGGGGACUGCUGGAAUGCGGGGGAGGCAGUCCUAGAAGUUUCCCCUGUCCAUGCACAAACUGGCCGCCAGGCCGACCCUCAGGAUAUUCUUCCAAGACCUCACUUCCUCCAAGGCCUCCUGGGAGCGGACCCAGUGGGUAGGAGGUCAUGUGGGGGUCUGGUGUUGACCUUGGGCUCUGUCUUAGCAUCCACCUCUGGGGAAAAGAACAGACGAGAGAGGGAGAGAGAUUCAGGCCUACAGAGGGAUUCUGACAGGCAGGAUCUUGCUAAGGGCCAACAUGUGCCAGUUGCCAGCCCUGUGAGGCAGCCGCUGUGACUGCUAUCCCCACUUCUCAGAUGAGGAAACGGAGGCAGAGAGAGGGGAUGUGAGUUGUACACAGCAGAGCCAGGACUCGAAUCCAGGCCACAGGCCCAGCAUCCAGACAGCUCACCAGUCUGCCCCCAGGCUCUGGCAGCUGUGCUCGGGUCUGCCAGUGUGAGAGCUGGGUGAUGCCAGGCCUGGCCGCCCGCACAUGGCAGUCCCACAGUGGGUGGGCCAAGUAGAGGUGGAGGUCCCUGGGGUGGGGAGAGGGAGACAGACAUCAAGAAUGAUGGCUCUUGAGCCGUGCUCUUUCAUUCGGUUUCGCAUCCAAGCCUCAGCAUUGGCCACGUCCCGUUGUUACCAAAGGUACCGCUGCAGGAGCCUUUAUAUCCCCCCUGCCCUGACGAGAGGUGAUCAUAACAACAGGUUUGGAGGAGACCGCAUGGGGCUCCUUGGUUCUCCCUGUGGCCCUCAGCAGACCAGGGCCCAUCCUGACCUCAGUCCUCACACCCAGGGAUGUUAGUGGUCUCUUUACUUGGGAACAAAAAAGAAAGAGCAAAAAUUAGAAGUUGGAAUGGAUGCACAUUGUGUAAAUCCUUGCACAGCACUGGGAA
Leptonychotes weddellii (Weddell seal) is the source of this 4082-nucleotide messenger RNA. Lineage: Eukaryota; Metazoa; Chordata; Mammalia; Carnivora; Phocidae. The record is from RefSeq and is a predicted model, not a curated record.